Vigna radiata var. radiata (mung bean) is the source of this 2059-nucleotide messenger RNA. Its product is annotated as transcription factor DYT1. Bases 237 to 1280 code for a protein of 347 amino acids. The transcript has 6 exons. Gene Ontology annotation, molecular function: protein dimerization activity; sequence-specific DNA binding; DNA-binding transcription factor activity. Gene Ontology annotation, cellular component: nucleus. Gene Ontology annotation, biological process: regulation of DNA-templated transcription. Lineage: Eukaryota; Viridiplantae; Streptophyta; Magnoliopsida; Fabales; Fabaceae. The record is from RefSeq and is a predicted model, not a curated record.
UCACCCUGUUAGGAAGAUUGUAGAAAGAAAAAAAAAAAAUCAGUUAGAAAGAUUCUAACAAGCAGAGAACACAUUUGAACAGCCUAUCAGAAACAUCUGUGUCAUAAGAAACAUACCAGAACUAACUUGGGACCACACCCAAAUAAGACCCUCAAAACAUGCAUCAAUGUACUUUCUAUCUCUUCUGUUUCUCUGACAUGAUGCCUCUAUGAAAACCAUUUAUAUAGCCACCAACCAUGCUCAGUUUACACAUCCCUUUCCCCAAAACCCAUCCUGCAACCCCACAAAUGGAGUAUGAAGAUGAGGAUUGGUUAUGUGUAACUAUGGAAGAGUUUUCUCUUGCUACUGAAAAUGGUUCUAGCAAACAAAGGAUAGGUCGAAAGAGGAACUAUGAUGAUGACACCAGAGAAUUCAAAUCAAAAAACCUAGAGACAGAACGAAGGAGGAGGGAGAAGCUCAGUAGCAGACUCUUGAUGCUUCGUGCUGUAGUGCCAAUCAUCACAAAUAUGAACAAAGCCACAAUUAUUGAAGAUGCCAUCACCUACAUUGAGAAGCUUCAAGACAAAGUCCAGAGUCUCAGUCAAGAGCUUCACCAAAUGGAAACCACUUCAGAGGAAACAGGAGACACAAAAACAGAUGAAAUUGAUGCUGCACAAGAUAUGAAGGAUUUGGGAAUACAGGAAGAAGUUAGAGUGGCACAAAUAGACGGAAAGAAACUCUGGGUUAAGAUCAUCAUUGAGAAGAGAAAAGGAAGAUUCAGAAAAUUGAUGGAAGCUCUCAAUAAUUUCAGCAUUGAACUCAUAGACACCAAUCUCACAACCACAAAAGGAGCAUUUCUUAUUUCAAGCUGUAUACAGAUGAAUAGAGGAACUAUUAUUGUAGAUGCUAUCACCUACAUUGAGAAGCUGCAAGAUGAAGUCCAGAAUCUCAGUCAACAACUUCACCAAAUGGAAGCAACUUCAGAGGAAACAACAGAGACAAAAAUAGAUGAAGUUGAAGCUGUGGAAGAUAUGAAGAAUUGGGGGAUACAGGAAGAGGUCACUGUGGCACAAAUAGAUGAGAAUAAGUUCUGGGUCAAGAUCAUCAUUGAGAAAAAGAGAGGAAGUUUCAGCAAGCUGAUGGAGACACUCAACUACUUUGGCAUUGAGCUCAUGGACACUAAUCUGACUACCACAAAAGGAGCAUUUCUGAUUACAAGCUGCAUACAGGGAAAAAAUGGAGAAAGACUUGAAAUUAAUCAAAUCAAGGAUGUGAUACAAGAUAUUAUCAAUGACAUGUAGAGAAGUUGCAAUGGACUUUUAUCAAUUACAUAUGAAGAAGUUGAAAAGGACUUUUAUUUUUUUAAAUAAUGAUUACACUAUUACUGGAAAUAAGAUAUAUAUUUCUUUUUGUUACAAGUAUGAAUAAAUAAUGCACAUCCAUCCCACCUCUCCCAUUACAUGUAGUGUUUUUUUUUUACUAAAAGAUUGUUACAAUAAAAUAAAAUUAGUAGAUUUGAAUGGGCAUAGAGUGUCAGUUCCUAUUUUUUUUAGUGAAAUCAAUCUUACUCCUAUAGCUUCUUUUUACAUGUUCUUUUAUUUUUUAGUUUUAUCUUUGUUUUACUUGAAGAUUAAGUAAAUGUUAUAAAGACUAAAUGAUCAAAGAAAAAUAAUAUUUUCCUUAUGAAGAAUUCGUGUACUGUUAUUACAUAUAAGGGAUGCUGGGAAGAAGGGAUAUACACAUAGACAAGAACCUCAAAACUCUGUGUUUACUUGAACCAUAAAAUAAAAGACAGCUACAAAAUAGAACUACCAAUGUCCAUUUUCUGCUCAUAUAUUUUGUUGUACUUCAAAAUGGAGAUAGAUUUCCAAUGCUGAUGAGGAGAGAGGAACAUUAUAUAGAAUAUCUAAAUCUGACCAAACAAGUUCUCAUUAAUUUUCAGGCUUUAUAACAAUUAAGAAAGAUACACUAAAUAAAUUCACUGUUGGCCAGCAUUAUUGACUAUAUUGUCAAACCAAUUAAGCAGAUUAAAACCUCAAUUUUCUUCCUUUUCUGUCUCAGUUUGAUUUAUGAUCUUUAU